UGCUGGCCCCGCCCCCUCCGCUGGCCCCGCCCCGCCCCGCCGGUGUCCGCUCUGCGCGGGGCCGGGCCGGGGGAACGGCCGGGGCGGGGCCGUCGGUGCGCAGAGCCGCGCUGGCCGGGGCGGAAGGGCGGCGGGCGGCAGCGCCAUGCCCGGCCCGGCGGCGCCCGGCGGGGACGUGGAGGAGAGCUACGACUUCCUCUUCAAGCUGGUGCUCCUCGGAGACGCCAGCGUGGGCAAAACCUGCCUGGUGCAGCGCUUCAAGACCGGCGCCUUCGCCGAGCGCCAGGGCAGCACCAUCGGCGUGGACUUCACCAUGAAGAGCCUGGAGAUCCAGGGCAAGCGGGUGAAGUUGCAGAUCUGGGACACGGCUGGCCAGGAGAGAUUCCGAACUAUCACCCAGAGUUAUUACCGCAGCGCCAACGGAGCGAUCCUAGCCUAUGAUAUCAGCAAGAGAGGCUCUUUCCUGUCCAUUCCUCGCUGGAUCGAGGAUGUGAGAAAGUAUGCUGGUUCCAACAUAGUACAGUUAUUGAUUGGAAACAAAUCUGACCUAAGUGACCUUCGAGAGGUUCAGCUGGAAGAAGCUCAGAGUCUGGCUGAGCAGUAUGAUAAUAUCAUCUGUGCCAUAGAGACCUCUGCAAAAGAUUCCAGCAAUGUGGAAGAGGCUUUUGUGAAGAUGGCUACAGAGCUGAUGAUGAGGCACGGAGGCCCUAUGUUCAGCGAGAAGAACACCGACAGCAUCAAGCUCGACAGCAAAGACGUUGUAGAAGGCUGGGGGUGCGGUUGCUGAUACGAG
Cuculus canorus (common cuckoo) is the source of this 793-nucleotide messenger RNA. It is a transcript of the gene RAB43, whose product is annotated as RAB43, member RAS oncogene family. Lineage: Eukaryota; Metazoa; Chordata; Aves; Cuculiformes; Cuculidae. The transcript has 3 exons. Gene Ontology annotation, molecular function: GTP binding; GTPase activity. The record is from RefSeq and is a predicted model, not a curated record. Gene Ontology annotation, biological process: regulation of exocytosis; protein secretion. The coding region runs from base 146 to 787 and encodes 213 amino acids.